GCAUAACCCACUUUCUGUGCUUAGGUUCCUGAGGCGUGAAGGUUGGCUCUCGCUGACUGGGGUCUUUCGUCGACGGUUGACCGAGGCGGGGAAACUUGAGGGUUCAAGUUGUUUGGUCAAACAACUUCAUUUUUUGAAUGUAGAAUGCAAAAAAAGAUUAUAGACUGAUAUAGAAGAAAAUGAAGAGAAACUUAAAUGAAAAUUCAACUCGAAGUACAGCAGGCUGUUUGCCUGUACCAUUGUUCAAUCAGAAGAAGAGGAAUAGACAGCCGUUAACAUCUAAUCCACUUAAAAAUGAUCCAGGUAUCAGUACUGCUUCUGACAGUUAUGAUUUCCCUCCAAUACCAACAGAUUGGGCCUGGGAGGCUAUGAAUCAAGAGUGGGCUCCUUUAACAAUGAACACAAGCCAAAUACCACCUUCAGUUUCUCAUCCCCUGAGAAGUCAAGAUUCUAUUCCUAAAUCAAUUCAGUCAAAUACUGCAAGAAGCCAAAGUGGUUGGAGAGAUGACAACAAAAAUACCAGCUUGAAAACUUGGGAUAAAAAUGACUUUAGACCUCAAUGUAAAACAACAAAACUAAUGACAAAUGAUGGAAAAAAUUCUUUUCCAGUGAAUUUGGGAGCUCAGAUACUACAGAAACAAUUAAGGGUAUCUGAAACUCCUAAUUUAUCUCAUCACAGAGAAACUGAGGUACUCAGACAAAUGUGUUCGUCAAAAGUUUCUGGCUCUACAAUAAAAGGCUCAGACAAAAACAGUGCAUUACAGACAUUUAAGCCCAAUUUUCAACAAAAUCAAUUUAAGAAAAAAAUGUUGGAUGCUAUUCCAGAAGAAAACACUCUGAAGGAAGCCUCAUGUCAGUUACAGUUUAAGGAAAAAAAUAAUUCUCUAAGAAUUAUUUCUGCAGUUAUUGAAAGCAUGAAGUAUUGGUGUGAACAUGCACAGAAAACUGUACUUCUUUUUGAGGUGUUGGCUGUCCUCGAUUCGGCUGUUACACCUGGCCCAUAUUAUUCAAAGAAUUUUCUUAUGAGAGAUGGGAAAAAUACUCUGCCUUGUGUAUUUUAUGAAAUCGAUCGUGAACUUCCAAGACUGAUUAGAGGCCGAGUUCAUAGGUGUAUUGGAAACUAUGACCAGAAAAAGAACAUUUUCAAAUGUGUUUCUGUCAGACCAGCAUCAGUUUUUGAACAAAAAACUUUCCAGACAUUUGUUAAAAUUGUAGAUGCUGAGAUGAGUUAUUAUACUAAAGUAAUGAAUGAAAUUUAGAUAGUAUAAAUUAAAGCAUUUUCUGAUAUUGUUUAAUUUAUUGUUUGUAAAGUUAUGGAGCUUCUGUGUUUCUGUGUUCUACUUCUUGAAUUAAAAUAUUUAAAUCCUU
Messenger RNA from Ictidomys tridecemlineatus (thirteen-lined ground squirrel), 1368 nucleotides. It is a transcript of the gene Spata22, whose product is annotated as spermatogenesis associated 22. Lineage: Eukaryota; Metazoa; Chordata; Mammalia; Rodentia; Sciuridae. Gene Ontology annotation, biological process: gamete generation; meiotic DNA repair synthesis; regulation of meiotic cell cycle. The record is from RefSeq and is a predicted model, not a curated record.